Molecule: messenger RNA, 3182 nt
Organism: Solenopsis invicta (red fire ant)
Lineage: Eukaryota; Metazoa; Arthropoda; Insecta; Hymenoptera; Formicidae
Gene: pug
Product: C-1-tetrahydrofolate synthase, cytoplasmic
Exons: 13
Coding region: 142-2955 (937 amino acids)
Biological process (GO): tetrahydrofolate interconversion
Cellular component (GO): cytosol
Molecular function (GO): ATP binding; methylenetetrahydrofolate dehydrogenase (NADP+) activity; methenyltetrahydrofolate cyclohydrolase activity
Source: RefSeq, a predicted model, not a curated record
CUUGUAUAAACCUGGGAACCACUUGUAAACCGGUCGGCAACACUAACGAGAUCCAUUUGAUCUUCACCAGUCAGUCAAUAAACAUACGGUUCAUAACCGUAGGCAAUUCAUAUUGAUUCGUGAAUAAUUCUGAACAGAGCCAUGUCCACGGACGUGCGAGGAGUUGUAUUGUCUGGAACUGAAUUGGCCAAAGAGAUCCGACAAGGCCUAAUCAGAGAUGUGAGCGUUUUAAAAGAAAAAUUACCUGAUUUCGCACCUGGCCUGGCUAUCGUCCAGGUAGGCGCGAGAGAAGACUCAAACGUCUACAUAAAGAUGAAAAUAAACGCAGCCCGCGAAAUAGGUAUCGAUGUUCAACGUUGUCAGCUUCCCAACACCACAACGGAGAUAGAGCUCAUCAACAAAGUUAGCAAACUGAAUAAUGAUCCAAACGUUCAUGGAAUUAUUGUACAAAUGCCGCUUGACAGUGUCAAUAAAAUCAAUUCUCAUCUAAUCACCGAUCUGGUUUCACCGGAAAAAGACGUCGAUGGAUUGAAUACCAUUAACGAAGGGCGAACUGCGAUCGGUGACAUGUCUGGAUUUGUACCAUGCACUCCGAACGGUUGUAUCGAAUUAAUUAAGAGGAGCGGCGUGACUAUUGCCGGUGCUCAAGCCGUUGUUUUAGGAAGAAGCAAGAUUGUCGGUACUCCCGUUGCCGAACUAUUAAAAUGGAAUAAUGCUACCGUAACAGUUUGCCAUUCGAAAACGAAGAAUCUUCCUGAUGUUGUACGUCAAGCUGACAUUUUAGUAGUUGGCAUAGGACAACCCGAAAUGGUUAAGGGUGAUUGGAUUAAACCGGGUGCCGUUGUCAUCGAUUGCGGUAUCAAUCCUUUACCAGAUCCAACAAAGAAAAGCGGACAACGUUUGGUGGGCGACGUAGCGUACCAGGAAGCUGCUAAAGUAGCUUCGUACAUUACACCAGUACCAGGCGGCGUUGGACCAAUGACAGUGGCAAUGUUAAUGAAAAAUACCGUGAUAUCCGCGCAAAGAUCAGCGCAAAAGCUCCUCGACAAUCAAUGGAAAUUGCGGCCUCUUAAACUGAAUCUAGUGAAACCUGUACCGAGCGACAUCGACAUCUCCAGGAGUCAGGAGCCGAAACCGAUCACCGUACUAGCCGAAGAAAUCGGAUUAGGGCCAAACGAGUUUAGCCCUUACGGCAGCAAAAAGGCCAAGGUCGGUCUCAGCGUGCUGGAACGACUAAGGAAUCAACAAAAUGGAAAGUAUGUCGUGGUGGCGGGUAUCACGCCAACGCCGUUUGGCGAAGGAAAAAGCACGACUGCCCUCGGAUUGGUGCAAGCACUCACGGCGCACAAAGGCAUAAAUUCUUUCGUUAAUGUAAGACAACCUAGUCAGGGACCUACAUUCGGCGUUAAAGGAGGAGCUGCUGGAGGAGGAUACUCACAGGUGAUACCUAUGGAGGAAUUUAAUCUUCACCUGACCGGGGACAUUCACGCUGUUACCGCCGCGAAUAAUCUUUUGGCGGCGCAAAUUGAUGCGCGAUACUUCCACGAAUCGACUCAAAGUGACAAAGCCCUCUACGAUCGGCUGGUACCGACUAUUAAGGGUGUCAGAAAAUUCUCGAAAAUUCAGCUGAAACGAUUGCAAAAGCUUGGCAUCGCGAAAACUGAUCCGAACUCGUUAACGGAAGAAGAGCAACGUCGAUUUGCAAGACUUGACAUCGAUCCAAACAACAUCACGUGGAAACGAACGGUGGAUAUCAACGAUCGAUUUUUGCGAAAGAUCACAAUUGGUCAGAGCCCAACUGAGAAAGGAAAAACAAGAGAAACCUCGUUCUGCAUUUCCGUUGGGUCUGAAAUAAUGGCAAUCUUAGCGUUAUCAACUAGUGUCGAGGAUAUGAAGCAUCGACUUGGUAAUAUCGUUGUCGGAUUUAGCAAAAGCGGCGAGCCUUUAACUGCAGAAGAUUUUGGUAUGACGGGAGCAAUGGCGAUUCUGCUAAAAGAUGCUAUAGAACCGACACUUAUGCAAUCAUUGGAAGGUACACCGGUAAUGGUACAUGCUGGACCGUUCGCUAAUAUAGCCCACGGUUGUUCAUCCAUUAUCGCCGACGCUAUUGCCCUAAAAUUGGUAGGACCGCAAGGUAUUGUAGUGACAGAAGCCGGAUUCGGUUCAGACAUAGGUAUGGAAAAGUUCUUCGACAUCAAGUGUCGUACUUCCGGACUCGUGCCGAAUGCCGUCGUACUCGUGGCGACUAUCAGAGCAUUGAAGAUGCACGGCGGUGGGCCGACGGUGACGACCGGGGCACCGCUAAAGAAAGAGUAUGUCGAAGAAAAUGUUGAACUUGUUAGGAAAGGUCUGCCAAAUCUGCAGAAACAUAUCAGCAAUGGUCUGAAAUAUGGCGUGCCAGUUGUUGUUGCAAUCAACUCUCACAGUACCGAUACUCAAGCGGAGCUAGAGCUCGUUAGACAAGGAGCGUUAGAUAGCGGUGCAACUGAUGCGAUAAUAUGCACUCAUUGGGCCGAAGGUGGGGCUGGUGCUACAGAUCUUGCGGAUGCAGUGAUAGUCGCUACUAACAAAAAUUCCAAUUUCAAACUAUUGUACGAUCUCGAGGACAGUAUCGAAGAGAAAAUUAACAAGAUCGCCAAAGAGAUAUACGGUGCCGGUCAAGUAGUUUUCGCGGACCAGGUACAGAAAAAGAUCGAAAGCUAUAACAAGUUAGGAUACGACAAACUUCCAAUAUGUAUGGCAAAAACAUCGAAUUCGUUAACUGGAGAUCCAGCUAUUAAAGGUGCACCAACUGGUUUCACCCUUGAUAUUACAGAUAUAUUUGUUUCGGUUGGCGCCAAAUUUGUUGUUCCCAUGGUGGGAGAGAUUAUGAUGAUGCCCGGACUUUCUACUAGACCAAGUAUCUACGAUAUGGAUUUGAAUAGCGAAACGAAUGAAAUAGAAGGCCUGUUCUAAAUUAAAAGUCUAUUUUUCAAAAAGAUUUUCACGAUACGUGAUGUGUAUUAAUAAUUCCUCAGCAAGUUCAUAUAUGUCAAUACAUGUCGAUGUAUAAUGUUUAAUCGACAAUAGAUAUUUUUGUAUUCAAGAAAAGUUUACAUUCUUUAUUAUUUACAUACAACAAAACAAUACAUUCUGUUAAAAUAAAUAUAUCGCGUACACAUAUUACGCAUCUAUCAUCUCAA